AUCAUGUCUCUGAGUAGCGCCUUCAGGGCUGUGGGCAACGACCCUGGGAUCAUCACCUGGAGAAUUGAGAAAAUGGAGCUGGCACUGGUGCCGCUGAGUGCCCACGGCAACUUUUAUGAGGGGGACUGCUACAUCGUCCUCUCGACCCGGAAAGUGGGCAGUCUCCUCUCCCAGAACAUUCACUUCUGGAUCGGGAAGGAUUCCUCCCAAGAUGAGCAGAGCUGUGCAGCCAUCUAUACUACACAGCUAGAUGACUACCUGGGGGGCGGCCCCGUGCAGCAUCGUGAGGUGCAGUACCAUGAGUCCGACACCUUCCGUGGCUACUUCAAGCAGGGCAUCAUCUAUAAAAAGGGAGGUGUGGCCUCAGGGAUGAAGCAUGUGGAAACCAAUACCUAUGAUGUGAAGCGGCUGUUACACGUGAAGGGGAAGAGAAACAUUAGAGCUACUGAGGUACCAGUGAGCUGGGACAGUUUUAACCGAGGUGAUGUCUUCUUGCUGGACCUCGGGAAGGUCAUCAUCCAAUGGAAUGGCCCAGAGAGCAACAGUGGAGAGCGUCUGAAGGCUAUGCUUCUGGCAAAGGAUAUCCGGGACAGAGAGCGAGGGGGCCGUGCUGAAAUAGGAGUGAUUGAGGGAGACAAGGAGGCAGCCAGCCGGGAGCUGAUGAUAGUCCUUCAGGACACUCUUGGCCGUCGCUCCAUUAUCAAGCCUGCAAUCCCCGAUGAGAUCAUAGAUCAGCAGCAGAAAUCAAAUAUUAUGUUGUAUCAUGUCUCAGACACAGCUGGUCAGCUGGCAGUCGUGGAGGUGGCAACCAGGCCGCUAGUUCAAGACUUACUAAACCAUGACGACUGCUACAUCCUGGACCACAGCGGAGCCAAGAUCUAUGUGUGGAAAGGAAAAGGAGCUACAAAGGUUGAGAAACAAGCGGCCAUGUCCAAAGCCUUGGGCUUCAUCAAGAUAAAGGGUUACCCCAGCAGCACCAACGUGGAAAUGGUCAAUGACGGUGCUGAGUCAGCUAUGUUCAAGCAGCUGUUCCAGAAGUGGUCAGUGAAGGACCAGACCACAGGCCUGGGGAAAACGUUCAGCAUUGGUAAAAUAGCUAAAGUUUUCCAGGACAAGUUUGAUGUGACUCUGCUACACAACAAGCCAGAGGUAGCUGCCCAGGAGAGAAUGGUGGAUGAUGGCAAUGGGAAAGUUGAGGUCUGGAGAAUUGAGAACCUGGAGCUGGUCCCUGUGGAGCAGCAGUGGCAUGGCUUCUUCUAUGGGGGAGACUGCUACCUGGUUCUCUACACGUAUGAGGUGAACAGAAAGCCACACUACAUCCUGUACAUCUGGCAGGGCCGCCAUGCCUCACAGGAUGAGCUGGCAGCUUCAGCCUACCUAGCAGUGGACAUGGAUCAGCAGUUUGAUGGGGCCCCCGUUCAGGUUCGGGUCAGUAUGGGGAAGGAGCCACGCCACUUCAUGGCCAUCUUCAAAGGAAAGCUGGUUAUCUAUGAGGGUGGGACUUCCAGGAAAGAAAACCCUGAGCCUGACCCUCCCGUGAGGCUCUUCCAGAUUCAAGGAAAUGACAAAUUUAACACCAAAGCAGUGGAAGUGCCAGCCUUUGCUUCCUCCCUAAACUCUAAUGAUGUCUUCCUGCUGAGAACCCAGGCAGAGCACUACCUGUGGUAUGGCAAGGGGUCCAGUGGGGACGAGAGGGCAAUGGCUAAGGAGCUGGCUGGGCUUCUCUGUAAUAGCACUGAAGACACUGUGGCUGAGGGCCAGGAGUCUGCAGAGUUUUGGGACCUACUGGGAGGGAAAACCCCUUAUGCCAAUGACAAAAGACUACAGCAGGAAACCCUAGAUAUCCAGCCCCGCCUCUUUGAAUGUUCCAAUAAGACAGGUCGGUUUAUGGUCACUGAGAUCACAGACUUCACCCAGGAUGAUCUGAACCCAGGUGAUGUGAUGCUCCUGGAUACCUGGGACCAGGUGUUCUUGUGGAUUGGAGCUGAGGCCAAUGCCACAGAAAAGGAGAGAGCCCUUGCGACUGCCCAGGAAUACCUGCAUACUCACCCCAGUGGCCGAGAUACCAACACCCCAAUCCUCAUCAUCAAACAGGGAUUUGAGCCUCCCAUCUUCACAGGCUGGUUCCUGGCCUGGGACCCUCAAAUUUGGAGUGCUGGAAAGUCAUAUGAGCAGUUAAAAGAGGAGCUGGGAGAUGCUGCUGCUAUCAUUCGAAUCACUGCGGAUAUGAAGAAUGCAACCUACACUCUGAAUUCUGAGAAUGAGCCAAAAUAUUAUCCUGUAGAAGUUCUACUGAAAAAUGUGGAUCAGGAGCUACCUGAAGAUGUAGAUCCUGCCAAAAAGGAGAAUUACCUCUCUGAAAAGGACUUUGUGUCUGUCUUUGGCAUCACAAGAGGACAGUUUACUGCUCUGCCUGGCUGGAAACAGCUCCAACUGAAGAAAGAAAAGGGGCUUUUCUAA
Messenger RNA from Dipodomys spectabilis (banner-tailed kangaroo rat), 2460 nucleotides. It is a transcript of the gene Avil, whose product is annotated as advillin. The transcript has 19 exons. The coding region runs from base 4 to 2460 and encodes 818 amino acids. The record is from RefSeq and is a predicted model, not a curated record. Gene Ontology annotation, cellular component: actin cytoskeleton; cytoplasm. Lineage: Eukaryota; Metazoa; Chordata; Mammalia; Rodentia; Heteromyidae. Gene Ontology annotation, biological process: actin filament severing; actin polymerization or depolymerization; barbed-end actin filament capping. Gene Ontology annotation, molecular function: actin filament binding; phosphatidylinositol-4,5-bisphosphate binding.